UUGCUGUGUGCUGUGUGACGUGGCACGGAGGGGCGGAAGAGCUUGUUUGUGUUUUGGUUCUAGGGGAAGUUGCGAGAAGAAAGAAAGGAGGAGACGUGACGGGAUUGUUGAAAUUAUUUUUUUGGUUCCCCAACACCACCCGACCACAGUGUCCCGGGUUCCGUGUGUAAAUACUACAGCAGUGGUAUUUGAUGUUCAAAACAUCGUCUGGCUCUCAGCAGAAGUCCUGAUAGUGAGGUUUGGCACACAGGGCACCGGGGGAUCUGACUAGGUCAUGGCCAAUCGGGGAGGAGCUACGAGACCCAAUGGACCCAAUGCAGGGAACAAGAUCUGUCAGUUUAAGCUGGUGCUGUUGGGGGAGUCAGCGGUUGGGAAGUCCAGCUUAGUGCUCCGCUUCGUCAAGGGUCAGUUCCAUGAAUUCCAGGAGAGCACGAUAGGAGCUGCAUUUCUCACCCAGACAGUGUGUCUAGAUGACACAACAGUAAAGUUUGAAAUCUGGGACACCGCAGGUCAGGAACGUUACCACAGUUUGGCACCCAUGUAUUACAGAGGAGCACAGGCUGCCAUCGUGGUCUAUGACAUCACAAACGAGGAGUCCUUUGCGAGGGCAAAGAACUGGGUGAAGGAGCUGCAAAGACAAGCUAGCCCUAAUAUAGUCAUUGCUUUGUCAGGCAACAAGGCUGACCUAGCCAGCAAGAGAGCUGUCGACUUCCAGGACGCCCAGUCCUACGCAGAUGACAACAGCUUACUUUUUAUGGAGACGUCAGCCAAGACAUCUAUGAAUGUGAAUGAGAUAUUUAUGGCUAUUGCAAAGAGAUUGCCGAAGAGUGAGCCCCAGGCUGCAGGAGCCAAUAGCGGGCGGAACCGGGGAGUGGACCUGACAGAAGCUGCCCAGCCAGCCAAGGCUUCAUGCUGCAGUAACUAACGUGAAGAACGCCUUCCCACCAACCAACCUGUAGAGCAGUAACUAAUGCGGCCGAUGCCCUGAAUGCCACCGCAGUUACUAAUGCAAUAUGUUGUACUCUUAUCUCCAAUUCUCUGAUCUGCAUACAAGAAAAGAUGCCCUGUGCUGCCGCCCCCCCUUCUUUUUGCAGUAACAAAGUCAAUGCCAAUACACUGAUCUCCCCACAUGGCCCUGCCUCUUUUCCUCCAUCAUGGUUCUGCUGCUACCUGGUUAAGCCUCCUAACCAUUCUUUCCUACUUUCUGCUAUACAGCUUGUUACAUCUAUCAAUUAUUAUUAUUGAUAGAUUAAUGAGCAGAUAUUAGAGACAUUAGCGCACCCUGCCUUCCAUCAUCUUCCUUCCAACGUGUAGAUAUGAGUUUAAUUUAGAGGAAGUGGUUACUUCCCUUUUUGUGGGAUAGCUUAGGACUCUACUAUUUCAUUUCUUGUACCAGUCUUCUGUUUUUGUUCAUUUUUUUUUAAUAAUUUUGUUCUAUGGUUUGCUAUAAUUUUGUCAAAAAUUCUGAUGCACAAACCCUUAUACUUACCUACAUAGAAAAAUAGAA
Molecule: messenger RNA, 1507 nt
Organism: Sander lucioperca (pikeperch)
Lineage: Eukaryota; Metazoa; Chordata; Actinopteri; Perciformes; Percidae
Gene: rab5aa
Product: RAB5A, member RAS oncogene family, a
Exons: 6
Coding region: 275-925 (216 amino acids)
Molecular function (GO): GTPase activity; GTP binding
Source: RefSeq, a predicted model, not a curated record